Molecule: messenger RNA, 1552 nt
Organism: Cynara cardunculus var. scolymus (artichoke)
Lineage: Eukaryota; Viridiplantae; Streptophyta; Magnoliopsida; Asterales; Asteraceae
Product: CRS2-associated factor 1, mitochondrial
Exons: 5
Coding region: 1-1218 (405 amino acids)
Biological process (GO): Group II intron splicing
Molecular function (GO): RNA binding
Source: RefSeq, a predicted model, not a curated record
AUGCUCAAACUCCUCCGUCGCAGUUCAGGCCGACGCCUCUUCUCCACCACCGCCACCGCCGCCCCUAGUUUCUCAAAUCUGUACACCAAGUAUUCGUUUACUCCUCCUCCGUCACUUCAUGAAAACCCUAAAAACCCUAACACUCAAACACAUCACGCCGAUAACAGCAACAAGAAGAAAAAGAAGCCUCUCUAUCGUCCUCCGUCUUCUCUAGACAGGUCCGGCCAAAAACCUGUAAAAUCCGAUCUCCCUUUCGAUUUCCGAUUUAGUUACACCGAGAGUAGUCCUGCGGUGAGGCCAAUUGGUCUCCGUGAGCCAAAGUACUCGCCAUUUGGGCCGGAGAGAGUUGAUCGUGUAUGGACGGGUGUAUGCGCCCCUGCAGUGGAUCCGAUGGCCGGAAAGGAGGAGGCGGAGAAGUUGGAAGUGAAGAGGAAGAAGAUUAGAGAGAGGAUUCAAGGCCAGGAGUUGACGAAUGCCGAGAGGAUUGCGUUAGUUGAGAGAUUUGGGAAGAACAAAACCAAGAGGCAGAUCAAUUUGGGACGGGAUGGAUUAACGCACAACAUGUUGAAUGACAUUCAUAAUAACUGGAAACAGGCUGAAGCAGUUAGGAUUAAAUGUAUGGGUGUACCUACAAUCGAUAUGAAAAAUGUAUGCACACAGUUAGAGGAUAAAGCAUUUGGGAAGAUCAUACAUAGACACGGUGGUUCGCUUAUAUUGUAUAGAGGCAGAAAUUACAACCCCAAGAAGAGGCCCGUGAUUCCGUUAAUGUUAUGGAAGCCCCAGGAGCCCGUAUACCCAAAACUGAUAAAAACUACGAUUGAAGGUCUAAGUAUUGAGGAAACAAAAGAAAUGAGGAAGAAAGGGUUAGCUGUUCCUGCCCUCACAAAACUCGCCAAAAACGGUUAUUAUGGUGGUCUUGUUCCUAUGAUCAGAGACGCUUUUCUGGUGGAGGAGCUGGUGCGAAUCGACUGUCGGGGUCUGGAAAAGAAAGAUUACAAGAAGAUAGGCUGCAAACUGAGGGAUCUGGUACCAUGCAUUUUGGUAACAUUUGAGAAAGAACAAGUGGUUAUAUGGAGGGGUAAGAACUACAAGCCUAAAGAAGGUGGAUGCUUUCUCGAGGACCGUCAAUCUUUUGAAGGUCGUGGCACGGACCCAUGUCACGGAAUUCAAGAUGGCGGCCAUGGUCAAACUGCAUUUGACUCGGGUGACGAUGACUAGGAUGAUUAAUUGCUGCAAAUCUUGAAGCAAAACUAUGGUGUCUUUGUUGGGUGGUUGAUGCUUGCACUUGAAACUUCAAAGAUGAAUCAUGGAACAUAAAGCAAGUGAAGAGUUCUGUGUGGGCCCUACGGAGCAGGGCCGACACAGUUGGUUCCAGGAUGGUGUACUUGUAAAAAAAAAAGCAGUCAUUGUGGAUUGUUUGAGAUCUCUGAAGAAAUCCCACAUUGACUCGUGAUGAGAAUGGUCAUCUUUAUCAUUUUUCUUUGACCCUAAGACGGAUACGAUGUUCUUAUAUCAUAGUUUGUAUUCGAAGAUUUGAUAUAGAGUUAUCGUG